Molecule: messenger RNA, 1073 nt
Organism: Phalaenopsis equestris
Lineage: Eukaryota; Viridiplantae; Streptophyta; Magnoliopsida; Asparagales; Orchidaceae
Product: L10-interacting MYB domain-containing protein-like
Exons: 2
Coding region: 507-1073 (188 amino acids)
Source: RefSeq, a predicted model, not a curated record
GGUUCUAUGAGAAUGAAAUCCAUUUCCAUCCUUGCAAUCUUUUUUUCUUGAAAAUUUAAUUUAUUUUUCUUACAUAUUAGCUGCCAAUUAUCAUUACUUCAAUCGAAGUAGCGAGCAAUGUGUUGUUCAUAGCCGGUAAUAUCUACUAAUUUGGUAUUUCAUUGUUGGUAAAUGUAUUUGGUAUUUGAUUCUUGGUAAAUGUAUUACAUGCUAAUUUUGAGUAUCUCUGACGUAAGGCUAAUUUAUCUCUAUUGAUGCCACAAUAGAAGCAUGCAAGUAGAAGGUAGACAGUGAUGCAAAAUUAACCUUAUGUUGAAUAUUGAUUUGUAUUUUAGAAUUAUAGCUUCCACGUUAUGUUUAUGCAAAUACUUUGCACUGGUUGAAUGAAUAUUCUAUUACCAUGUUUACUACAGUGGAGGUGUUACUAUUAUGUAACUCAGUUUGUUUGGCUUCGCUGACACCCCUGUAUUUAAAUUUGCUCUGGUUAAAUGAUAUGACAGUAACAGAUGAGUAAAUCUAAAGACUCUGGUUCAUCCGCUAUGUGGGAUAGAGAGGCUACGAAUAUUUUUUGUAACCUAUGCGUGAGGGAAGUCGAAUUGGGAAAUCGGCCCACAACUUUUUUUAAUAAAGAAGGUUGGCAUAAUAUCACUAGUAAAUUCAAAGAAAUAACAGGAAGAGAUUAUGAUAGGAUGAAACUAAAGAACAAAUGGGAUCAAUUAAAGAAGGAGUGGAAGCUUUGGAAGGAGCUGAAAAGGGGAUCAACUGGAUUGGGAUGGGAUCCGGUCAAACGGACAAUUGAUGCACCUGAGGAAUGGUGGGCAGAAAAAUUAGCGGUUGUGCCCGUGGCAAAAAAAUUCAAAUUUAAUGGAAUUGAACCAGCCUUGGAGGAGAAAUUGGAUGGCAUGUUUACUGGUGUUGUAGCAACAGGAACUCAUUUUUCCACCCCUAAUGAGCAGGGUGUUGCAAACCUAGCUGAGGAUAUAGAAACCGAGCAUAUAGGUGAUCAGGGAGAGGAUCCCAGCCAAACCCACACGGAUAUCCAAUCCACUGGCGGACAAUUGUUGCAAACCUAG